Messenger RNA from Rosa chinensis, 1472 nucleotides. RefSeq lists its product as uncharacterized. Bases 370 to 1158 code for a protein of 262 amino acids. The record is from RefSeq and is a predicted model, not a curated record. The transcript is spliced from 3 exons. Lineage: Eukaryota; Viridiplantae; Streptophyta; Magnoliopsida; Rosales; Rosaceae.
GGAAGGAAGACCAAACCCCCAACAACUGCCAACUCUCCCCCUUCUCUUCUCACCACCAAGACCCAACUAGAAUCCUUGUGACGCGGGCUUCGCCACCUGUCACCCUCCCAUGUCCAUAACAACCCAAUUCAUACGACACGGCGUCGCUUCAGUAUUCCAACCAUAUGGGCCACCGGAGCUGAUCAUCCUCUUGGUUCUUCCGUCCAAAUCCCCGGAGCUCCAGAUUUCGAUUAAACUAGUGAAGUUUCAGAUUGUUGGAAUUUAUAGUUCUUCAGUAUCCAAGGUGGAGUGGGGUUGAGCACUAUGGUCUGAUCAGGACUGUUUGUAUAAAUAAGUUUUAUCUUGUUCACUAAAAGAAGGGAUAUUCAAAUGUGGGGCUUUGCUUCUAAUGCCAUUACGAGCAUUGGACUUAGAAGAAGUUCGUCAGAGCCGAGCCGGGUGUUAUUGGACUCCUCGGAUGAUGAACUUUGCUCGAAUUCAAGCCGAGAGGAAGGGCUAGAAUGCCCUAUUUGCUUGGAAUCUUUCAACAUUGUCGAGAAUGUGCCCCAUGUAUUAUGGUGCGGUCAUACCCUCUGCAGAAAUUGUGUCUUGGCGCUUCAGUGGGCUGUCUUCAGAUUCUCGACUCAAAAAUUUAAGAUCCCAUUUUUCAUUUCUUGCCCGUGGUGCCACCUGUUUUCUUUGCGGCUGGUUUAUAAGGGGAAUCUAAAGUUUCCUCGCAAGAAUUUCUUCCUUCUAUGGAUGGUUGAGAGCUUCAAUGGUGAUAGGGCGAAGUUUGGUCCUGCCUUGAAUGGGGAAAAUCAACAAAUUAGUUCUCCAAGAGUCAACUUGGCUAGUGGAAAUCAAGCUGGGAAUAGUAACCUGAGGAGGAACCAUUCUAGUUGUCCUUUGCUGUCAAGGUAUAAUGGUGUUGAUGAUGGUGGCCGUGUGGACCGGCAUCAUUUCUCCCUUCACAAGUCUUUGGAUUGCUUCAUUCACAUUACAUCCAAGUUCCCAUUAGUUAUAGGGCUUCUGUUGAUUGUCUUUUGCGUAAUACCUGGCAGUGCUAUAAUUUUGGUGCUCUACUUGCUACUCACAGUUCUUUUUGCAAUCCCAUCUGCCUUGGUACUGUACUUCGCAUAUCCUACUCUGGAGAGGCUGGUGAGGGAGAUAACCUCGUGAGGCAUCAUCAGAUCCCCCAUUUAUGAGAAUCUGAGGAAUAUUUGUCUCCACCAAAUCUGUCUUUCAUAUACGUUCCUACUAACUCUAGUCUUCAAUGUCCAGAGGCUUUCAAGAGCUUAUGAGGCUAGCGUUCUUGGGUAAUUUGUACUUUUGGACUUCUAACUUUGGAUGAUUGUCAUUUAUAUGUAUUUGCAAUGUACAGGAAUAGAUUUGGGAAUGCCAUUGUGUUGGUGUGAACCUUUUAUGUAGUCCAUCUAAUUAUUUUGUAUUUUAUUUGUUUCUUAUACCAUGGUAAUCAUGCUAUGGAAUUUCAA